Molecule: messenger RNA, 441 nt
Organism: Gregarina niphandrodes
Lineage: Eukaryota; Apicomplexa; Conoidasida; Eugregarinorida; Gregarinidae
Exons: 2
Coding region: 1-441 (146 amino acids)
Source: RefSeq, a predicted model, not a curated record
AUGGCCCCGGCCUCUGUGGACAUUUUGGCCCUUCUGAACGCCACUGAGCGAGCUGCCGUUGGGCGGGGAGCUCAGAGUGUGACCACGACCAACCCGAAUCCUAGGGAGGCGGAAACCGACUCCGAAAAAUCGGACCAGAAAGAAAAGGAAGCCUCGUCCUCGGCCUCGUCCUCUGCGGAGCCCAGCACGGAGCCCCGUUUUGAGCUUAUAAAUGACCCUGUGGAUGAGCAGCCGCCCAAAGAAGGUCGCAUCAGAAAGUUUGUGCGUAAGACUCCCAGUCCGAUCCUGCGCAACGUUUCGACCACCGGUUUCCGAAACGUGCGAGUGGAUGCCAACUCCCGCGCCCGGGUCUUGACGGAAGAGGACAAGAAGCAGCUGGGAAAAAAUAACCAACUUUCAUGGAACCUCGUAUCGCGCCCGAUUCCUCCCGCGCAAGACUAA